Messenger RNA from Amphiprion ocellaris (clown anemonefish), 5437 nucleotides. It is a transcript of the gene rab3db, whose product is annotated as RAB3D, member RAS oncogene family, b. Gene Ontology annotation, biological process: regulation of exocytosis; protein localization to plasma membrane; protein secretion. Gene Ontology annotation, cellular component: plasma membrane; endosome; synaptic vesicle. The record is from RefSeq and is a predicted model, not a curated record. Lineage: Eukaryota; Metazoa; Chordata; Actinopteri; Pomacentridae. Gene Ontology annotation, molecular function: GTP binding; GTPase activity. The transcript is spliced from 5 exons. The coding region runs from base 364 to 1032 and encodes 222 amino acids.
GAGCCUUGUUGAUGGUGGUGCCCCGCGCGCUCACGUGCGCACGCGCCUCGGACAGCCCUCUCCUGUCCUCGCGCUGCGCUCGCGGCAGCAACAACCUGGCUGGCAGCGUUCAGCGGCCGUUCCAGUAAAACUCAGCCUCCAGUCUUUGCACACACACAGAUCCGGGAGCCGCUCCAGGCCGCCGACACCGGAGAAAAGUCGCCCGUCGAGGAAGAAGAGCCGCCGGUGCUGCCGCUGGAGCAGGAAAAGAGACUUCAGGUGCACCUUGUUAGCGUACUUUGAUAGGGAAGUUUGUCCGGCAUUUUACUGAGGAGCAAAGAUAUCAGAGUCGAAGGAGCAGAGUUUCCCUUUUUCCUCAGUAAGAUGGCAUCAAAUGACUCUCGGCUGCAGCAGCAGCCCUCACAGAAGGAUGCAGCUGACCAGAACUUUGACUACAUGUUUAAGCUGUUAAUCAUUGGCAACAGCAGUGUGGGGAAAACCUCCUUUUUGUUUCGCUACGCGGACGACUCCUUUACCUCUGCCUUCGUAAGCACCGUGGGCAUCGACUUCAAAGUCAAGACAGUCUUCCGCAAUGACAAGAGGAUCAAGUUGCAGAUCUGGGAUACAGCAGGACAGGAGCGUUACCGGACCAUCACCACAGCCUACUACAGAGGAGCCAUGGGCUUCCUGCUCAUGUACGACAUCACUAACCAGGACUCCUUCAACGCUGUGCAGGACUGGGCGACACAGAUAAAGACAUACUCUUGGGACAACGCUCAGGUGAUCCUGGUUGGCAACAAGUGUGACCUGGAGGACGACAGGCUCAUACCCACAGAAGAUGGCCAACGACUGGCUGAGGAGUUAGGUUUUCAGUUCUUUGAGGCCAGCGCUAAGGACAACAUCAACGUCAAGCAGGUGUUCGAGCGUCUGGUGGACGUCAUCUGUGAGAAGAUGAACGAGAGCAUGGAAGGAGACGUCAACCUGGUUGCCAACCACCGGAACCAGAGCCUUAAAGACUCAUCGUCAGAGAGCCACGGGGGUUGUGCUUGCUAAACUGUCUGCCUUUUUACCAAGUCUCACACACACACACACACACACACACACACACACACACAUAGAGUAAUAUCCACAUAUUAAGAACAACUUCUUCUCUGUGCCUCGACCGUGGGAAGUGCCGCUUCCUCUCUUUUCACCUGAGCCACGCCAGGUUCUGCUUUGUCCACAGCGAGUCGUAGGACAGUUAGCUGAGAUAAUGUUCAUCAGCGCUCUCCUCCCCAGUCCUACUAUCUUUUCCCUAAAAGAGGCCCUUUCUCUCUGUCUCUGUGGUCUUGACCCCUCUGUUCUGCUGUGAGCUGAUAGUCCACUGAAAACUGCCCGGCACUCUGACCACUGCUGCCACAUCUGCAUUUGAAAUUUACAGUAUGUGAAACAUCCGUUCAGUAGGUAAAUGUUCUUACGCUGAUGCUACACAUGUUGAAGUCACAAUUAAACUGUUGCAUCUUUGUCAUUUAUUGUUUUGUUUGAGAUUCAUGCAGUGUGUGCUUAGGUUUCCCUUUGUAGAAACAUUUAGUACAGUUUUACAAUGACAGCAGCUUUGCAUAACUGGGCUACAUGAGGUGAACAGCUAUUUAAGAGCUAUUUAAACUGCUGAACUGUAGAAACAGAAUGUGUCAUGCUUCUGUAACCGUAGCACUUCUUUUUUUGCCUUACAUAUAUUCAGAAUGAUGGAUUUUAGCAGCUUCAGAGAGAGGUACGCUGUCCAGUCACAUCAAGAGCGCCUCAUUCUCAGGAAUGACUGAGGGAGAAAAGCAGAAAAUAAUCUUUUUACGUCUUGCAUAAAAUUAUCUGUCAUAUUGAGCUUUAGAAGUCCUAAAGGACAAGUUUAACAGUUUGGGAACAACAGGUAUCUGCUUUCUUGGCGAUAGAUAAAUGAGAAAACACCACUGAUGUGUACUCUAUUUACAGAUGGGUGACAAAGAAACGGUGUCUUAGUAAAGUGUUAACCAACCACAUGCAACCAAAACAGCGUCAGUGCUUCUUGGCACAGAUGUUAAGUCUCUAGAACUCUACAGGAUGGAUGAACAGUUUGGCAUUUUGGUGUGGAAAAGUCCUCUGAGCUUGCAUUGUGAUAAAGGGGAUAAGGGUUUUUUAAAUUUGAAAAAAUAUACGGAAAAUGAGAAAACAUACACUGGACACAUUCCAAAAUCUCAAAUCAGGAUAGAAAUUGUUCAUUAUAGGACAGAGGUGAUCACUCAGAACAACUUUGUAUUGAUUUGCAGUGAUCCUUCUCUCUAAGGACUGAAACCAUGCUGGCUAAAUAUCCCCUACAGCAUAACGGAGGCACUGGAUCCACUCAUUCAAACGUUUAGGUUUAUGUUCAUGUUUGCAUGUUAGCUUCUGCUUGCAGCUAAUUAGCUUAGCUUAGUGUAAAGAUUUUCUUUUUUCAUAUGAUUGAAGAAACAACCCAUUGAUUUCAUCCCUACAAAUUCAUCUCUCUGUAUCAAAGUUACAUAUUUAGGAACUUUCUUUCAUGAAAAUAAUCCCUUUUAGCUUUAAAAAUGACUUAGAUGUGUGAAAAUAAUCAGGAUAUCUCCCAAAAUGUCAAACUUUUCUUUCAAGUCCAGUCUAGCUCUGCCUUCUGCCGUCUUUUUUUUUUUUUUUUUUUUGCGGGGGCUUCAUGUUGAGGGUAAAUAUUGAGCUGUGUCCUCAUACAUGUGUCACAUCCCACAUGAGGAAGUCAUUUGUCACGUGACCUGCUUCAUGUCCUCACUUACUCCUUUGUACUACUCUCUCUUUAACGCCGUCUCCCUCUUGCACAUGCUUUCACCAUGAUAAACACACACAUGAACACACACACACACACACACACACACACACACACAAACAUUGCACGCCCACGCCCAAACCGCUCCCCUGGCUGCAGCAUGGCAGAACAGUUGGCAUGGCAACCCUGCUAAAACUGAGUAUUGACAAAGUGGUAAAUUAUCUUUUUUGUGUGUUACUGACAUAAUGACUGUUUCGUAGAAGUGCAGCAUUGUGUGUGUGCGUGUAGGUGUGUGUGUGGGUGUGUGUGUGGGUUUGUACGUACGCAGAAAGGGAAGAACGCUGAUCCCUGAGGAGAGUAAGUCCAGUUGAAAAUAUCAGGAAGAACAACGACUUUAUUCCCCAUUUCUGUAAUGUUUGUCUUUUUUUCACUCAAAUAAAUACAGUUAGGAUUUUUAAUCAUGCCACGCUUUUGUCACCAGUUUUUUGUACAUUUAAUAGUUUGUGUUGUUUUGACAUUUCAGUAUUGAACCGUCAACCUACCCCCUUCUGAAAACUGAAAUUUGAAGUGUCUUUGGUUUGUACCACACAUCUGUAAUGGAAGAAAACUUGCUAAAUUAUGUGCUUUUUUGUUUUUUUUUAACUCUUAAUCAUCACUUGCGGUGCCAUUUGACCAUCACUAUCAACGUGGUGACUACUGACUGUUCGUUAGUACGAACCGUGGCCUCUGUACAACGAUAACAACCUCAUGUUUGCAUGCCAAAGCCUUUUACUGUAACAGGCUGGGCUACAGCUAGUGGUCAGCCCACUCCCUGCUUUCUUACAAGCCUGUGGUCACUUAUCUCUCCUGUCAGUGUGUGCUGCUGUAGUGAUAGAGUUUUACAGAUAUCAGAUAAUUAUCAUCUCAUCUACACCACACUGAGCUUUAAUGCAGGGAUCUGGCGUAAGGAAGUUGUGUGCAAAGUCUCAAAACACUAUUUGUAUCAUCUGUGCAGUCUUACAGUGUAUUAGAAUUGAAUGCCGAGGCUUCUGGGAGCAUAAAAUAUUUGUGAUUGUUUCUCUAAAGGAGCUUACAAUGGUGGCUGCUGCUUGAAUACGUAGUAAAUGUGCUUAGAUGGCUCCACUGUGCUGAACCGUCCAUUGGUAAUUAAUUUUUCAUCAGUUCGUUCAGUAUCUGCCAUGUUGAAAAACUCUUUUUGUAUAAACACAUUCGUAGCAUCCAGAGCUGUUAGUCUUGCAUGUGUUUCUUCUUUCAUACAGUCUACAACAAAAGUGAGUACACUGUGCAAAAUCGCUUAAAUGAUUCUAAAUUGUAUCACCUCUCAAUAGUUGGAGAGUAUUUCCCCUGGUAGACAUUCAAAAACUAGAACUUUAGAAAGACUUUAUUGAAAACAAAACAACCAAAGUAGAAACUCAAUGCAAUAAAAGUGAAAACACCUGUGAAUCACUGAAAGUAAACUGAGUAGCGGCUCUAAAAUGACCUGUGCACACCAGAACCUUUUCAGUUUUGGACUUGCGUGUUGUUUAUCAUUGAGAAGACCUGAAAAAUCUGACUGAGACUUCACAACAAUGGAUAAGGAUACAGGACAGUCAGUAACCAAGUAAAAAUCAGUUGAAUCACAGUCGCAGUAGCAAUAAAAAGCUGCAAAAUGAGUCAAGUAGGUCUUACCAGAGCUGCAGUGGUUGUCCUCUUAAAAUGAUGCCACAGACGGUGCACUACCUGCACAAUCUAACUCUGACAGACUGAUGGGCAGGUGCUUCAGACUUGGCAAAGGAGUUAUUACUAGAAAUUAGAGUUUCUGUGAUGGACAUUGUAUAAAAUCGGCGUCUUUGAGCGGUGUUCAAGACAAACCUGGGAAUGUGAAUAAAGAACAUGAAGGAGCACAUUUCUCCAAGAUCAGUUUGUUUGGUUGAACAAACAUGUUGGGGUCCAGCUCGUUUAGCUAAUGAACACAUAGUCCUGACAGUGAAGCACAGAUAGAUUGGGCUGCUUGAGUGCAUAAAGUGUUGGGAAGGUGGCGUUUAUAGAUGCAUCAUGAAUGUCUGCGGUUAUAUCAAAACACUAUCAGACACAAAGACUCCCAGUCUGCAGAAGCUUGACAGAAGAGGAAUAUUCCACCACAACAACAAUCCAAAGCACACUGGCACAAUCACAAGUUUCAAAAGAGGAAAGAGGCCUGAUGUGGAUCCAGCAGAACACCUUUCAGAGAAAUAUACAGCCACACAGCUCAUUCAGCAAAGAAAACUAAUAGUUUCUGAAGAAUGACGAACUAUCAUCAAAAUAAAGAUGGACUUACAAAGUAUUAAAAAAAAGAUUUGAAUUGGGAGGUAUAUGAACUUUUGCUGGACUGAGUUCCUACUAUGGUCCCUGUCUUUUUGCUGUUCUUUUUAGAAUUAAUGCAGUUAUUUUGAGGUGAUACAACUUAGAAUCAUUUGAUAUUUAACUGAUAUUGCACAGGAGUGUACUCACUUGUUUAUUUAUGCUUUCUUUGUUUUCAUGUGCUGUUCAUCCGGAACUUUCUAAAAGACAGGAGGUCAGAUCAUUUGCUCUCUUUAUUUUAGAUUUUGAGUGUAUUGUAUGAAAGCAUUGUUUAAAAAAAAAAACAAAAAAAACUGCAUCUUAUAAACAAGGAUAAAUGGAAUUUGUUGAAAUGUGUACAUGUGAAAAUAAAGAAUAUAUUCAUUAGAAAAGGGA